AAACCCAGGGAAAAGAAACCGCCCAUCACACACCCCAGCUCACCAGAGGAGGAAAUUUAUAACCUCGGGAGGCAGGUCCCUCCCCUCACUGCUCUCGCCUACCUCCAGGAGAGCGGACCGGGCAGCUGCCAGCUAGGGCCACUUGCGGUGUCUGCCUCCGUCCUCGCUGGAAGUAAAGAACUCUCUUCACUAACGAGUCACUACAAAAGGCAAGAUGUUGGUAUUGCUGGCUGGUAUUUUUGUGGUCCACAUCGCCACUGUUAUUAUGCUCUUUGUUUGCACCAUUUCCAAUGUGUGGGUGGUUUCUGAUGGGAUCAAUGCAUCUGCAGGCCUUUGGAAAAACUGUACUGGAGGUGAAUGCUCUAGCCUGUUAUAUAGAAACCAAGAUGCCCUUAAGAGUGUGCAGGCCUUCAUGAUCCUCUCCAUCAUCUUCUCCGUCAUCUCCCUCGUGGUCUUCGUGUUUCAGCUCUUCACCAUGGAGAAGGGAAACCGGUUCUUCAUCUCAGGGGCCACCAUGCUGGCAUGCUGGCUGUGCAUUCUGAUCGGAGCGUCCAUCUACACUGAUCGUUACGCCAAAAAGAACCAGAACUUUCUCUCCGGCCACCACCAUGGUUACUGCUUCAUCCUGGCAUGGAUUUGCUUCUGCUUCAGCUUCAUCAUUGGUGUUCUCUAUCUGGUCCUGAGGAAGAAAUGAGGCUGAACUAAUGUCUAGGGAUAUCUGGGGGGUGGGGAGGAAGAAGCAGUCAAAUCUGGGAGGGGAGUGGAAGACAUUGUGUAGGAAAAACCAAGAAAAGAGAGGGGGUUGGGGAGGGGGAAGGAAGAGCGGGAGAGGCCCAAACCCAAACUGUUCCCGGGGAGAUUCUCUACUGUCCAGCGCCCGCCUGGGGAGAAGGUCAUCAGCUUGUGCUUUGAUGCUCCCAUGUUGCAGUCAGAGAACCUCCGUGCAGCUACCAGACUUGGCCACCAGCUGCCCUCAGUUACAUGCACAGCCUGGGGCCCCAUUAGCUGCCACACCACUGGCUCCAAUUCUGAGAGUGAAUUCUGAGUCACACGCUGAGGUCUUGCAGACCUGCUGCACCAAGUACAAAUAGCAAAUAACGGUACAAGUUCUGGUAAGAGCAGAUCCUGUCUCUGGGCUGACUAUGCUAAGCCUGGAAGCCAUCUUACCUUCCAACCCAAGGCAAAACACCACAUUCCUUUCUGAAGUGCCUACAGGAGGGCUUUGGCCAGGGAGCCACUAUGCUUCUGUAGAAAAGGUAUUUAGCUCCAUGGAAUUCAGUGGCAUCUGUGACAAAAGGGGAGGCAGAGAGAUAAUUUAUAAGGCCAAUUUGGUCGGUUAGCUAAACCAAGAAAGAGAACUUUUGCCCACAGAAGGACUGGGGAGGGGCAGAGCCCAGCCAGACCUCACAGCAGUCCUUCACUGGGACUUCUUGUGGAUGCUGUCAGGCUCUAGCUUAAAGCCAAGGCAGCUCUUCUGGAGUUUCUCUAGAGCCACUAAUGAGCAACUCAGUAGUGAAAGCACUACAUAAACUGUAAGAGCAAGAGGCACUCUUAACAUAGCACUAUGUUCGAGUUAUGUUUUUAGAAUUCCCCUCAAUGAGUCAACAUUUCUUAUAAGUUAUCUAACAAGAGAGAGAUGUGACAUGAUUCCGUUACUCUUCCUCUGGAUUAGAACUUUUGAGGAAGUUUUAUCUAAUUACCCACUUUGGGGAUUAGGGCUUCUAGACUCAGUGAUCACUCACAAUUUGACACUGGCUACAGUAGUGACUUCUCAGAGGGCCUGCCCCCUCCCCAGGUGAGGGCUCGACAAUUUAGGAAGCUAAUUAAAACACACACAAAACAAAACCAGUCACCAGGUCCUUGGAUGAAAGGUGCUAUAUAAUUGAGAAGUAUUAAGCAUACCAUAUUUCAGUCAUGAGAAAAACAGAGUGCUUGUUCCUAGGUGGGGGAGAAGCCCACGAAAGGAAUAAAAAUACAGUUGAUAGGCAGAUAAUUUCUUCUAAAAAGUACCAAAAACUGUUGGGGUACCUGGUCAGGCCAUAUUUGAGCUGUCUGUGGCCGCAGGAGCCUUUCUCUGUAGGACUUAGAAGUCUUUGCUAUUCCUGGUGCAGCAGGCAGCUCUCCACCCUGGAGCAGCUAUUUUAAGCCAUCUCAGAUUCUGCCAAUAGGGGUCUUUGGUGGAAGGCAUUCCCUUUAUUGUCUGUAGAUCUACCCCGGGAAGAAUCUGAGAUAUCUUGCCUACUUUUCUUCCUUUAGCUUCCUCAUCCAUUUCUUACAUACUUUUCUUUCUUGGGGAGUUGUUGUACCAUAAUUGCUGGUAUUUAUGUAAAGGGACUGUUUGCUAAGUAUAUUUCUUUAUGCUUAUUCUGGUUAAGGGAAUAUUGAGGCAAGGCUCUGUAUUACCUGGGCUGAGAGUAGAGAUUGACCAGAAAAGAAACCAUGGGGUAAAGAACUUUUAAAAUUAUGAUUUGAUUAUCACAUGAUUAUAUAAGGCUGUAUUAUGGGCAAAAGCAUACCUACAUAUCAGAUAUAUCCAAAGAGAUACUCUCAUUUUGUUAAGAAGUUCAAUUAUGACUGGAGUGAACCAUAUAUUCCCUUGUCUUUUACUUUUUCUUCUGUGACAUUUAUGUCUCAUGUAAUUUGCAUUACAUUAGUGGGAUGUUCUAGUACUGUAUUUGGCUUCUUCAUUAAUAGAUUAUUUCAUAUACUAUAAUUGUAAAUAUUUUGAUACAAAUGUUUAUAACUCUAGGGAUAUAAAAACAGAUUCUGAUUC
Heterocephalus glaber (naked mole-rat) is the source of this 2773-nucleotide messenger RNA. RefSeq names its product epithelial membrane protein 1 (gene Emp1). Gene Ontology annotation, cellular component: plasma membrane. Lineage: Eukaryota; Metazoa; Chordata; Mammalia; Rodentia; Bathyergidae. The record is from RefSeq and is a predicted model, not a curated record.